AUGCACACGCUCGGAGCUUUGCGCCUGGCCUGCUACCAACUUCUGCUUCUUGGAGUAUUUGGAAAGCAAAGCAAUCAUGGCACGAGGAAUAUGUCGUUCAGAACGGAGCGAAGCCACCGGCAUCAUUUACCCACGUACAUGAUGCACCUCUACCGGCAUUUCAAGCUGAACCAAACGCGUCCCGUGGAGAAUACGGAGCACGAGCAAGCGGAUACCAUCAAGAGCAUCCUGUCCAAGAGUUUGACCAAUGAAGACAGACACUACAUCACACAUUUCGAUCUCUCCUCUGUUGUGUCCGAACGUCAGAUCCAGGCGGCGGAGCUGAGGAUUCGUAUUCCCAAAGAAACGCAGCAAACGAACAUCACGGUGGAGAUCCGACACCAGCAGGACGUCCCGUGCCACCAACACAGCGUCUGUCUGGAGAACCAGUCUCUGGGCCGGCUGUCCGAAUCCUCUCUGAUGAGCGUCUCCCAUCACUGGAGGGUCUACAACGUCACGGAUCUUCUCCUAAACUGGAUCGGCCCCAAACUUUCCGAGAGGAUCCGCCUGAAGACCAAGAGAUCCGUGAGACACGCUCUCCAAACCGGGAAUAAAUCUACGGACGGGAUCCGUCACAGAGCCAUGCUGCUGAUCUUCUCGCACACCGUCUCUGAACAGGGCGAGCAGGACAGAGCCAGUCUCCUGCACACGGCAGAGAAAUCCAAGUUCUUAUUCAACACCGAAGGAAAGGAGGUGCGGAGAGACAAGCCGCACAAGAGCAAGCGGGGUCGCAGAGGUCAGCCCGUGAGGAACCCGGAGCCGCUCAGUGGCCCCGUGGAGAAAGGCUCCAUGUGCAGGAGGGUCGACAUGCACGUGGACUUUAACCAGAUCGGAUGGGGAUCCUGGAUCGUCUUCCCUAAGAAGUACAACGCGUAUCGCUGUGAGGGGAGCUGCCCGAACCCUCUCGGUGAAGAUCUACAUCCCACUAACCACGCUUACAUGCAGAGUUUGCUGAAGUAUUACCAUCCCAGCAGAGUUCCUGCGGCCUGCUGCGCGCCGACGAAGAUGAGUCCUCUCAGCAUGCUGUACUACGAGAACGGAGAGCUGAUCCUCAGACAUCACGAAGACAUGGUGGUGGAGGAGUGCGGCUGCCUGUGACGAGCUUCAUCAGCCUCCUAACGAACAAUCGCAAUCAGCAGAAGCAGCACGCUGAAGAGCUUCACACAUUAUCAUUAUCCAGGACAUCUAACGACUUCAGAAAGAGAUGGAGACGCAAGACUUACCUGUUUAGGUUUUAGAGCUCCCGCUCAGACUGUGUGAUCGUCCAGGGGAAAGAUGAAAAAUAGGAACUGAAGAAAAAACGUCUUUUCCGUUUGUCAUCUGGAAAAUCUAGAAAAUGAUAAUCAGUCGUAGUAACUGUUAAACAGAUUCUAAAGAUUUCAA
Molecule: messenger RNA, 1422 nt
Organism: Labeo rohita (rohu)
Lineage: Eukaryota; Metazoa; Chordata; Actinopteri; Cypriniformes; Cyprinidae
Gene: ndr2
Product: nodal-related 2
Exons: 3
Coding region: 1-1137 (378 amino acids)
Biological process (GO): SMAD protein signal transduction; BMP signaling pathway
Cellular component (GO): extracellular region
Molecular function (GO): type I activin receptor binding; cytokine activity; growth factor activity
Source: RefSeq, a predicted model, not a curated record